This is a messenger RNA of Prosopis cineraria, 2551 nucleotides long. Its product is annotated as cysteine-rich receptor-like protein kinase 10. Gene Ontology annotation, molecular function: ATP binding; protein kinase activity. The record is from RefSeq and is a predicted model, not a curated record. The coding region runs from base 276 to 2279 and encodes 667 amino acids. NCBI's taxonomy places the organism in Eukaryota, Viridiplantae, Streptophyta, Magnoliopsida, Fabales, Fabaceae. Gene Ontology annotation, biological process: protein phosphorylation. The transcript has 7 exons.
GUUGAGUGGGUUUGCCGUUUGCCCGAUUUAUUAUAGCCAAGGCUUUCCAACAAGAAAUUGAGAAGUCUUCUGCGAACAAAUUUGGUUGACUUGCUUCCACCUUCUUCAUCGUCAACUCAUCUCUUUCUCAAGUCUCAGCCACAGUAAUAUCUUCUUGUUCCUCAUGAAAGAUGCUCUCCUAUUUGCCAUGGAAAUACACACAGUAAUAACUCCAGAAGCUAUAGAGCUGACGCCUCAUCUCCAAUACAUCUGAAGCAUCCUUCACCGUUACCAUCAUGACGUCCAUGGUCAUGGCUUCCUACAAAAUUGCCUUACUCUUCUUCUUCAUUACCUCCCUCCAUUCUCCUACUUCCGACGCACAGACUUACCUUGACCACAACUGCUCUUCCAACAAAACCUUCGCUGCCAAUAGCGCCUUUCAAUCGGACCGGACUGCACUUCUCUCUUCCUUAGCUUCCAACAACACCACCAACACCGAAUUCUACAACGCCACCGUUUCCGGUGGCGGCGACACCGUUUACGGCCUCUUCAUGUGCCGGGGUGACGUCAACCUCUCGGUGUGCCACCAAUGCGUCGUUAACGCAACCCAACGAUUAACUUCCAAGUGCCGAGCUUCGAAGGAGGCAAUAGUCUGGUACGAUGAGUGCUUGCUUCGCUAUUCCAACCGCUCCUUCUUCUCCACCGUCGACACAAGGCCUAGACUUGGCCUCUUGAACACCGGCAACGUCUCCAACCAGGCAAGCUUCAUGAGAACAUUGUACGAUACGAUGAACAAGACGGCAGACGAGGCAGCGAAACCUGCCGUGGGGCAAAAGAAGUAUGCGACGGGAACAGCGAAUUUUUCAGCGUUCCAAACGGUGUAUUGUCUAGCUCAGUGCACGCCGGAUCUUUCGCCGGGAGAUUGCAGAAGGUGUCUGAGUGGCGUGAUUGGGGACCUUGACUGGUGUUGUGAUGGGAAGCAAGGAGGAAGAGUUCUAUACCCUAGCUGUAAUGUUCGCUAUGAAUUGUACCCUUUCUAUCAAUCGGCAGCUCAAGCACCAACUCCGUCACCGGCAAUUGUUCCUCCGACUUAUACUACAGGUUCCCAAGGAAAAAGUGGGAUCUCAUCAGGGACGAUUGUUGCGAUUGUGGUUCCGAUUUCAGUGGCUGUCCUGAUAUUUAUAGUCGGCAUUUGUUGCUUGAGUAAGAGAAUGAGGAAGAAGUAUGACUCUGUUCCCCAUGGAAAAUCUGCAAGUGACAUCAGCAAUGUGGAUUCACUGCAAUAUGAUUUCAGUACAGUUGAAGCAGCCACGGACAAGUUCUCUGCAGAUAACAAGCUUGGUGAAGGCGGAUUUGGAGAAGUUUACAAGGGCAUACUUCCAAAUGGGCAAGAAAUUGCUGUGAAGAGACUCUCUAGAAGCUCUGGACAAGGUGUACAAGAAUUUAAGAAUGAAGUAGAAGUGGUUGCCAAGCUACAACACAGAAAUUUAGUGAGGCUUCUGGGUUUCUGUGUGCAAGGAGAAGAGAAGAUACUUGUUUAUGAAUAUGUGCCCAACAAAAGUCUUGAUUACGUUCUUUUUGACCCUGCAAAGCAAAGACAACUAGAUUGGACAAAGCGUUACAAGAUUGUCAAAGGAAUUGCUCGGGGCAUUCAAUAUCUUCAUGAAGAUUCAAGGCUUAAAAUUAUACAUCGUGAUCUUAAAGCUAGCAAUGUGUUAUUGGAUAGUGAUAUGAGUCCAAAAAUCUCAGAUUUUGGUAUGGCAAGAAUUUUUAUGGUGGACCAAACGCAAGGAAACACCAGUCACAUUGUUGGAACAUAUGGUUACAUGUCUCCGGAAUACGCCAUGCACGGGGAGUUUUCUGUUAAGUCUGAUGUAUACAGCUUUGGUGUCCUUCUAAUGGAGAUUAUAAGUGGGAAGAAGAAUAGUUCUUUCUAUCAAAUGGAGGGUGCUGAGGACCUGCUGAGCUAUGCCUGGAAACUUUGGAAGGAUGGAGAGCCCUUGGGACUGUUGGAUCCCAUAAUAAGAGAAUCUUGUACUCCAAAUGAAGUUAUGAGAUGUGUUCACAUUGGUCUUCUGUGUGUUCAAGAAGAUCCAGCAGAAAGACCUACAAUGGCUUCCAUAGUUCUGAUGCUUGAUAGUUACUCCGUGACUCUGCCAACCCCUUCGCAGCCUGCAUUUUUUAUGCAAAGUGGAACUGAUCCUAACAUGCCAAAAGGCUUUCAAUUUGGUCAAUCUACGACCAAGUCAGCACCAAUGUCAGUCAAUGAGAUGUCUGUUAGUGAAGUAAUUCCUCGGUAAGCUUGUAAGUUGGAGGUUUUAAUGCACACGUGCCUCUAUCUAAGUGGUCCAAGAGUUCGCUGGAAUACUAUUUGAGUUCGUUGUUCCUUCCUUUUCAGUGUGAAUUUCCAGGUCAUUGGGGCAAAGUUGUAUUUAUAGCGAUAUUCUUACCUUCCUUCUGUGAUAUUGAGUCGUAUCCAUCAAUAAUUAUUGGAUUUUCAAAGGGUCAAUUUUGCAAUGUAGCAGACUUGAAAAGUAUAGCAACUUGCAAUCCAACAUAUUUUGAUGUCGUA